AUGGCGGAAUCUACAGCAAACAACGAGCCUGCAGCACAGAAUGAACAGAAUGAGCCCACUACACAAGACAACCAUCAGGUUGAGGCUGAAGUCGAAGUAGAUCUUCAGGCUACUGAUAAUGAUUCUUCUUAUGGAACCGAGCUCUCAACCUACAGCGCCUCUUUAACCUCUUCAGUGCUGAAUUACCGCCAUGAGAAUGGCAGGCGCUACCAUGCUUAUCGCGAUGGCAGCUAUCUUCUCCCCAAUGAUGAGACCGAGGCGGAUCGCUUAGAUAUAAUGCAUGAGAUGACACUUGAAAUGAUGGAGAGGAAACUAUUCCUUGCACCUAUUGGACCAUCGCCACAGAAAGUCCUUGACAUUGCUACCGGGACUGGGAUAUGGGCGAUUGAUUUUGCUGAUGAAUACCCUUCUGCUGAGGUCAUUGGUAAUGAUCUGAGUCCUACUCAACCAAACCUGGUUCCACCAAAUUUGAAAUUCCUCGUCGACGACAUUGAGUCUGAAUGGACAUAUGAGAAAAAUUCAUUUGACUUUAUCCAUGCUCGUUAUCUAGCCUACUCUAUCAAGGAUUUCAAAAAGUUGUUGAAGCAGUGUUACGACUGCACAAAGCCUGGUGGCUGGGUAGAAUUUCAGGACUGGGAUACACAGGUGAGGUCCGAGGACGGAUCUCUGAAGGGCACAGACCUUGAGAGGUUUAUUGCAGAUUUUAUCAAUGCUUUUGAAAAAGCAGGGUAUCCCACAAGACCUGGUCCACACCUUGAAGAAUGGUUCCGUGAAGCAGGGUUUGUGGAUGUCCAUGUGAAGAAGUAUUAUGUGCCACAGGGAGCCUGGCCCAAAGACCCGUAUUACAAAAAACUUGGGACAUGGAAUCUCCUUCAGGCUGAGACAGGCUUUAAGGCGGGUGCUCUGGCCGUGUUUACAAGAUUUGAGUCAUGGAAACCCGAGGAAGUCGAGGUUUUUGCAGCAAAAGCUCUGAAUGAUAUCAAAAAUCCUAAGGUCCAUGCACUGUAUGACUUUUAUGUUGUGUACGGUCGGAAACCUGAGUCGACCAAGUGA
Messenger RNA from Rasamsonia emersonii CBS 393.64, 1053 nucleotides. RefSeq lists its product as uncharacterized. The coding region runs from base 1 to 1053 and encodes 350 amino acids. The record is from RefSeq and is a predicted model, not a curated record. Lineage: Eukaryota; Fungi; Ascomycota; Eurotiomycetes; Eurotiales; Trichocomaceae. Gene Ontology annotation, molecular function: methyltransferase activity. The transcript has 9 exons.